AUCAACAACAAACGUUGCUCGUCGUUCUUGUAUUUUUACUCAAAGUAAAAUUUCGAAAAUAUUCCAUAAAAUAUUCCACACCUUCUGAGUGACCAGUAAACCUAGUUUCGCACCUAGAUUGCUUUCGCGUUCGCAUAAAUAUAAGCCACCAAGAUGGGGAAGGGAUUUAAUAAUUACAUGUGCAAAAAGUUCUUCCAUCCAGCAUCCAGAGAUAAUUUGAAAAGGGUGUGGAUGGCGGAGCAGAAGGCGGACGCUUAUAAAAAGAAGCAAGAGGAACUCCGACUCCAGUAUGAGAAAGAACAGGAUCUCUAUAAUAAUAAGGCGAUGAUAAGCAAAGAGAGCAAGGACAAGCUGAGUGUCAACUUUAUGUACGAACCACCCCCUGGAAUGAAACGAGAAAAGGAUAAAACUGGACCUGGGGGCGAACCAGAAUUCAAGUUUGAGUGGCAGAGGAAAUAUAAUGCACCGAGAGAAGACUACUGCAAAGGAAAUGAAGAGAUUCGUGACCAACCGUUUGGUAUUCAAGUAAGACAUGUGAGAUGUAUCCGGUGUCACAAGUGGGGACAUAUUAAUACAGACCGAGAAUGUCCCAUGAGAGGCCAGGCUAAUGGUGCAGAUGGCUUGGAGACGGAUCCACUGUUUCUCAUGCACCAGUUGAGGGAGGAAGGUCUAGCCAUCAAAUCAAGUGCUUUGGGUGUACGACAGAAUGAGCCAGGAACAAAUCAGGAACUUUUGGAGGAUUCUGAUGGUGAACUGCCAGGCCCAAGCAGAAAAGACAGACACAACGACGAUGAAAUGAAUGGAGACCAAGGUCUUAGUUUGAACCCAGAAGAAGCAUUCCUACAAAAGCUUUCAACAAAACAAAAACGGAAGCUCUUAAGGAAACUAGAAAAGAUGAGCAAGGAAAGAAGCAAGAAGAAGAUGUCCUCAAAAGAUAAGGAGAAAGAAAAGAAACAUAAAAAAUCCAAGAAACAGUCUAGAGAUAAAGAUAGAAGCGAAAAAAGAAGAAGCAGCAAUUCUUCUGAUUCACCUGAUGAAGAUCGCAAGCGAAAGCACAGGAAGUAACCAAAUAAUCGUCCUUCAUUGUUAAUGAAUUAAGCUUUAGGUUAUCCGUUCGUAAACCUAUACAUGUAUAACGUAGCCGAAUUUCAUCGUGGAUUCUAGUAUAUCUGCCUAGUUCUCUGAUCCUGUCAUUUAAUUUUACACAAGUCCAACCCACUUAAAAGGUUCAUAUAUCCGUAAGGUAGUUUUAUCCCUACUACUGAAAACCUCUGUAUAACCUUUGUACUUCAGACCGCUCUGAUCGCAAUGAUUAAAUGAUGUUUACUUAAUAUUAUUUUUCCAUGUAAGUAAUUUGAAUGAGAAAUAAAGCAUUACAUGUUGAAAACAUGUUCAAGCCAAAA
Folsomia candida is the source of this 1403-nucleotide messenger RNA. RefSeq names its product corepressor interacting with RBPJ 1. Gene Ontology annotation, molecular function: transcription corepressor activity. Gene Ontology annotation, cellular component: nucleus. The record is from RefSeq and is a predicted model, not a curated record. Gene Ontology annotation, biological process: negative regulation of DNA-templated transcription. Lineage: Eukaryota; Metazoa; Arthropoda; Collembola; Entomobryomorpha; Isotomidae. Bases 154 to 1065 code for a protein of 303 amino acids. The transcript has 5 exons.